Mercurialis annua (annual mercury) is the source of this 3640-nucleotide messenger RNA. RefSeq lists its product as uncharacterized. The record is from RefSeq and is a predicted model, not a curated record. The transcript is spliced from 13 exons. Bases 123 to 3572 code for a protein of 1149 amino acids. NCBI's taxonomy places the organism in Eukaryota, Viridiplantae, Streptophyta, Magnoliopsida, Malpighiales, Euphorbiaceae.
CAAUCUGCUUUUUUCUUUUCUACUGCUAUUAUUUUCUCUGCAACCAAACAAACUAAAGAAAAUAAAAAUGCUCCAUUUUCUUUCUCUUCUCUCAUAAUUUGCUUAAAUGAUCUAGUGCAUGAAUGCAAGCAGUUUCUGAAAUGGGAAUUCAAACUUUUUUAGAAUUGUUUUUAUGUAUUGCAGUGAUGACAGUAGGUGAACUCGACUCGGUUGAGUCAACUCUUAUGAUUAAAAUACAUGGAGCUCCUCCAAAAUAUUCAAGGUUUACUAAUGCUGUUUUUAACUACUCAGUACUAACACCAGAUGGUAGUAAUGCUUGUAACAACAAUGGAUGUUCCAUUUCUUGUCAGAUUGAUGGUCAUAUUUUGAGAUCGUGUCCAGUUGACACAAUUGUAUUCAAGAAUUUAACAGUGAAUCAGAAACAUAAUUUUCUUCUCAAUGUCACAACUCAAAGUGGAGAAACAAACACAUCAUCUUACUCAUGGUUUAUUGAUACAAUUCCACCAACUGCAACAUUAUUUAGUGACCAAAAUCACACAAAUGCUCAAAAAUUAACAGUUGAAGUUACAUUUAGUGAAGCUUGCAGUGGAAUGGGAGGCUUCAAAUGCAUUGACUCAACAAAUUGUGAUGUUUUAUUGGAUGGACCAGCAUAUGUCGAACCUUCUUCACUAAAAAUGAUAAAACCUAGCAAGAAAUAUAGCUUUGACAUAAUCCCUUCGUCCAAGAUUCUAAAUGGGCGAAUCAUUGUUAGAAUGGCAGACAAUUUCUGCACAGACAAGGCUGGUAACAGUUUUAAGAGGACUAAUGCUUCCAUUUUAGUUAUACACUUUGAUAGAAGAGCAGUAGUAGUAGAUAUAUGGAUGCCAGUUUCAUCAUAUGAAUUGGAGAUCAAUGGAUUCCCAAGAACAGUUCUAGCAACUAACAAAAUGGAGAACUUGAAAAUUUUAAUGGAAUUCAGCAUUCCCAUUAUGAAUUCAACACAAGAACUGUUUAAUGCUGUCCGUGUAAAUAUGGGUAACAUAUUACCUAUUUUCAGUAAAAAUCAUGGAGAUCGCAAUUUUGUUUUCCAACUCGAGAACAUAUUAGAAACUGAAAUCAUAACAGUUGAACUAGAUGCUGGAUUAGUAAUCGGCAGGACGGGCGUUCCUGUCUCACCUGUAGCACCACUUACAAUACUUUUUGACUCGACAAAGCCUGGCGUAACGCUAAGUACCAGCUCUCCGAAUGUGACAAAGGCGUCUGAUAUCAAUGUAGUAGUUGAAUUCACAAAGCCAGUUUUCGGUUUUGAGGCUUCCAUGGUGAAUGUUGAAGGAGGGAAACUUACAAGGUUCCGUGGACAUUCAAGGGCUCUUUAUUCAUUCACUGUCGUUGCUGUAACAUCGAGCAUAGUCCUCGUCAGUAUUCCUGAAGGAAAAGUAAAUGACAUUUCAGGAAAUCAAAAUUUGGGCUCUAACCAACUUGAAGUGAAACACUACACGAUCCCUGCAAUUUCACUGGCGCUACACUCCUUCAUUACUGCUGGAGUAUUAGCAACAUCACUGGUGGCAGCUGCACUUUCCAUUUCCUCUGCAAAUCUUGGAGCAAUAGGCUCUCUUGGCUCGGGUAAUACCAUUAAUGCUGCUUCAAACCCGUCGAUGAAUCUACACGGAUUGUAUGGGCACCUUCAAGUGUUUGUCCUCUCAGACUGGUUUCCGGUUAACCAUCCAAUUGAAUAUUCUGAAACAACAAAAGGAUUGAGAUGGCUCAUACCUCGCCAGAAACUUCCGUGGAAAGAGGAUGGAAGCUCAACCUGGCCUAACCAUGUUUAUUUGGCUGAACAAGGUUUCUACAGAUUACCCCUUGGAUAUCCCUACCAUUUAAAAGCGGACCCUUGGUUUGAUCGAAACUUGACCGAUUCUUCCCAUCUGCAAGAUCAACUAUCUUCUCUUAAUAAAAUGGAUCCGAACUUUUCUUGGCUUCAUGAACACAGUAUGAGCAUGAAGAAUUCUCCAUUUGGUCUACCGCUUGAUGCCAGAGAAUAUUAUACUUAUUUCUUGAGAGGAGAGCCGUAUUCUGCUAACAAUGUCGUGAAGAGGAUGGUGAAUUACACGGGAUGGGAAGAUAUGGAGAUGAACUUGUUCUGGCUUGGAAUAGGAGGAGGAAGUUUGCUUAUGAUUCAUAUUCUAAUCUUGAUUUUCCUGAGAUGGAGAAUCGGAGCAUCAUCCACUCAUGGGAUACUUGCGUUUCCAAGAUUUGAGUUUCUUCUUCUCAUUCUCGCAUUACCAUGUAUCUCUCAGGCAUCUGCAUUCGUUAUGAGAGGCGGUACAAUGUGGGGUAUCAUAGCCGGUGCCUUGAUGCUUGUCAUACCAGCAGCAUUCAUUUUAUCAGUUAGUGUUUUUCUUGUAGUUGCUGUUUACCCAGGAAGUUUUGCUCAGUACAAGGAAAUCAAGCAUAUGGAUAUAACAGAAACAUGGCCUACUAAGAUAUGGCUCUUCUUCGUCGGUAAGCCAGUAAUUGGAAAAUGGUUUAGUCCUGAAGGGCUACCCUUAUCGUUCCUUACACGGUUUGGAAUUCUCUUUGAGGAUCGAAAGGGCCCUCCAUUGUUCGUCUAUGUUGAUCAGAAUGAUCCAAACACCAUACCGAAAUGGACUGAAAGUGGGCACACUGGGAUAGGAAGAAUGAGGGCUCUAAGCUCUGAUGAUAGCAACGAAGAAAUCAACACCCCCUUAUUCAAGAGAAUUUUAGGUUGUGCUAGAUCAUUCUACAUUGUUCUCGAUCUUUUAAGAAGAGUCAGCUUGGGAAUAAUAUCCGGAGCUCAAUCUUCUCAAACAUCAAAGGAAAACCUUUUCGCGUUUGCGAUGACAUCUGUACAGUUUAUGUUUCUGUUUACUCUAAAACCAUACAUCAGAAGGGGAGUUCAGGUGGUAGAAAGUAUUUCUUUGUUGUGUGAGUUAGGCAUUUUCGGUUUAUCCUUGGGUAUGGAUCAUUUAAAUCCGCUAGAGUCGAGAAAGCAAGGAUACAUAAUGUUGGCUCUUCUCUUUGUAACCUUUAUUGCUCAGAUUAUAAACGAGUGGUAUGCAUUAAUAAAAUGCACUUUAAGACUCUCUAGGCCUAAGAGGGAUUCUUUCAGGCUUGGAUUGAAAUUUGCUGCUAAAGGUCUUGUAUUCCCUUUCCUUCCAAGGAAGCAUUGGUCGAGUAUUAUACCGAAAAGAGGUACAUCGACCAUCCCACCUCUAAGUCCGGAGACACAAUUUGCGAGAAGAAAUGCAAGUGCAGAGCCUUACAGUGCUAUGACAGCAACAGUUGUUCCUGUGCUUAGUCCUGGUUCACCAGCAGGCCUGGAUAUUAGUCAAAGAACAAGUGCCGCGAUUGCAGAGACGACAAUCACUGCUGGGGAGGAAAAAAGAUUAAAAAUCGAGCGAAGGAAUGAGCUGAAGAAGCUUAGAGAGUUAGCCAAGGCUAGUUUUGCAGGCAUUCCGAAGAGCGAGGAAGGACGAAAUAGAAACUAUAGAUUUAUAGAGCAAACUUGCCCUCCGGCUGAAACAUCGGAUCAUCAUCAAGCCUCCUCUUCUAAAGCCAGAGACCGAUGUUAACAAUUAGAGGCUGAACUUAGUGAAGAAUCUAUGUAUAUUAUUUGCUCAUCUAAACAUACUUUUGUUCA